Molecule: messenger RNA, 1572 nt
Organism: Penicillium paradoxum
Lineage: Eukaryota; Fungi; Ascomycota; Eurotiomycetes; Eurotiales; Aspergillaceae
Exons: 5
Coding region: 1-1572 (523 amino acids)
Biological process (GO): transmembrane transport
Cellular component (GO): membrane
Molecular function (GO): transmembrane transporter activity
Source: RefSeq, a predicted model, not a curated record
AUGGCCGGAACACAGCCCGGAUUUGAGUCACGAGAUGACUUGGAAGACGAGAAAGCUUGCACAUCCGAGAACGUGGAGAACUUUAGCAACUUUACUACCAUCGAAAACAUUCCAGUGCUGGGCCUUUCUCAUGAUGAUGCCCAAUUUUAUCACAGCUUUUCCCCGGAAAGACGGAACAAAGUCAGGCGGAAGGUCGAUAUCAGACUAGUCCCCAUGCUUGCUGUCCUCUAUCUGGUCUCCCACCUGGAUAGAGCCAACAUCGGUAAUGCAAAGAUUGCAGGGAUGACAGAAGACUUGGGCUUGAGCGGUAUUCAGUACAAUAUUGCGCUCAGUCUGUUCUUUAUUCCAUAUGUGCUCCUCGAGGUACCAAGUAAUAUCAUACUCAAGAAGUUCAGUCGGCCAUCGGUUUACUUGGGGAUUUUGAUUGUCAGUUGGGGAAUUAUCAUGACUUUGACGGGCGUCGUCCAAAACUUCGGAGGACUAGUGGCUGCACGAAUCUUCUUGGGAGUCUUUGAAGCUGGAUUCUUUCCAGGAGCUGUGUACUUGUGUUCAUUCUGGUAUAUGCCAAGACAGCUUGCUACCCGACUUUCCUGGUUUUAUUGUGCUAGUGCACUAUCAGGUGCUUUCUCUGGCCUCCUGGCAGCUGGACUCACCGAAAUGGAUGGUGUCGGUGGCUACGAGGGUUGGCGCUGGAUCUUUUUAAUCGAGGGUCUACUGACCGUUGUCUUGGGGGUUGCGUGUUUCUUCUUGCUCGUGGAUUCCCCCAAGCUGUCUGGCAGAUGGCUUGACCAAGAGGAAAUUCGGUACCUCGAGAUACAGCACUUUAUCAAAGAAGGUGGUCGGUUCAAGGACGAACAGAAAGCAUCUUCGUUGAAAGAUGUCAAGGCGGUCAUGCUCAACUGGAGAAUGCAUUUGCUGGCCUAUAUUCUUAUUGGCCAGGGUGCCUGUUCCUACGGAACAAAAUUCACUCUUCCUACAAUCACAAAAGGAAUGGGCUUCGAAGGCACCAAUGCGCAGCUCAUGACGGUUCCGCCCUAUGUGGCUGGUGCCAUAUCUGCUGUCAUCUUUUCGACACUGUCUGACAGAUUCUACCGGCGCAUGCCAUUCGUGGUAGCCCCAUUGUUCCUCAUUGUCAUCGGUUAUGCCAUCAUAAUGGGACUCAAAGGUCAACUCCAGGCGAACAUAGGACCCGGAUUUUUCGCAAUCAUCCUGACCUGCAUGGGAAUAUACCCUGUCCACCCUGCCACAUCAUCAUGGACAUUGAACAACCUAGCUCCCUCCAAUCGCCGUGCGAUUGGAAGUGCUUUCAACAUCUGCAUUGGUAACCUAGGUGGCAUUGUCGGCAGCUAUAUGUACCUUGACAAAGAAGCCCCAUCCUACCCCACAGGCUUUGGCUUGUCUUUGGCCUUUGGCGCAACGGGUAUCAUUGCAGCUGUCGUUCUCGAAUUCUCAUACAUUUAUGCCAAUAAGCGGAAUGGCAGUAUGGACGAGGCAGAGAUCCGUGAGAAAUACAGCGAUGAGCAACUGCUCCAGAUGGGAGAUAAAUCUCCACUUUUCCGGUAUACGCUGUGA